AUGAGCAGCAGAACGGGCGAGCAGGGGCAUUUGACGAAGACAAUCAUAGUGACAGGGUUUUGUGAUGAGGCUCAGCAUGAAGAGGUGCGAGGCCGACUCGAGGAGAUGUUUGAUGUGAAGGAAUGCUAUACGAUCCAGAACGAUUACCGAGUGCUUUGCAUACUGUUUUAUGAUGAGAGGAAGGCCAGAGAGGCGUUUGAGCAUGUGAAGGAGCACGAGGGGCUGUCUGCAAGCCAUAUAAUAAGCAAAUAUGAGAUUCCAAGGGAAAUAGACAAAUGUGAUGAGUCUAAGAAUCAGAGCACACUGGUGUUUACGUUUAAGAAUUCGAAUGCAUCUGUGGAUGACAAGGAAUUUUCUGAACAGGUCGAGAAGUUUGGCGAGGUGAAGGAGAUCCGAUAUGUCAAGAGCCACCAGCGAUGUGUUGAGUUCUAUGACUCGAGGAGUGCGAGUGCAGCGUUCCAUGGAAUGAAUGAGCUGAGCUUUAUGGAUGGAGUUAUACAAGCAAAGUGGGUGUGGGAUCUUUCGACAAAGACAAGAUGGGAGCUGAUCAGGCUGACAGAUAGUAUUUUGAAGGAAUGCAAGUUAGAGAUGAAAGCACCACCAAAAAGAGAAGUCGAGGAGAUUCGGGACGAUGUAAAGAAGAGAAGGAUGCCCGAUGGCGGCCGCCAAAGAAACAUUUUCCUGCAGAGAUUCGAUAUGUUUCUGCUUUCCCACAUUGAUGAGAUUAAUGAAGAAUACAUUAAUAAUUAA
This is a messenger RNA of Ordospora pajunii, 750 nucleotides long. RefSeq lists its product as uncharacterized. The record is from RefSeq and is a predicted model, not a curated record. The transcript has a single exon. NCBI's taxonomy places the organism in Eukaryota, Fungi, Microsporidia, Ordosporidae. The coding region runs from base 1 to 750 and encodes 249 amino acids. Gene Ontology annotation, molecular function: nucleic acid binding.